Molecule: messenger RNA, 738 nt
Organism: Penicillium cataractarum
Lineage: Eukaryota; Fungi; Ascomycota; Eurotiomycetes; Eurotiales; Aspergillaceae
Gene: mde1
Product: methylthioribulose 1-phosphate dehydratase MDE1
Exons: 3
Coding region: 1-738 (245 amino acids)
Cellular component (GO): cytoplasm
Molecular function (GO): metal ion binding; methylthioribulose 1-phosphate dehydratase activity
Source: RefSeq, a predicted model, not a curated record
AUGGCCUCCACCGAAGACCAGGUCGUUGCGACCACCACAAACAAUGACCACCUCGUGCAGUCGGACGACCCCGAGCACCCUGCGAACCUGAUUCCGGAGCUGUGCCGCAAAUUCUACAACUGGGGAUGGGUCACUGGCACUGGUGGAGGUACCUCCAUUCGUCACGGUGAUCACAUCUUCAUUGCUCCCUCCGGUGUCCAGAAGGAGCUCAUGAAGUCUGAGAACAUCUUCGUCCUCCAAUGGCCCACCAAGAAGUACCCUGCCGAGGAGCGCAAUUAUAUUCGCCGUCCCCUCAAGCUGAACCCGUCUGCCUGUACUCCACUCUUCCUCACUGCGUUUGAGAAUGGUGCUGGCUGCUGUAUCCAUACCCACUCCCAAUGGGCCGUCCUGGUGACCCUGCUGGUGGAGCGCGAGAAGGGUCCCGAUGCCUGCUUUGAGAUCAGCACCAUCGAGCAGAUCAAGGGCAUUCCCCGUGGCAAGGGUAAGGGCAUGUUGGGAUACUACGACACCCUCAGUAUCCCAAUCAUUGAGAACACUGCCUUCGAGGAGGACCUGACCAGUGGUCUGGAGGCGGCCAUGAAGAAGUACCCGGACACCUACGCGGUGCUUGUUCGGAGACACGGAAUCUAUGUCUGGGGUGACAAUGUUGCCAAGGCGAAGACCCAGUGCGAGUCUCUGGACUAUCUGUUCCAGCUGGCCGUCGAGAUGCACAAGCUGGGCCUCCCUUGGGUCAAGUAG